This is a messenger RNA of Engraulis encrasicolus (European anchovy), 2743 nucleotides long. It is a transcript of the gene hmgb1a, whose product is annotated as high mobility group box 1a. Bases 786 to 1406 code for a protein of 206 amino acids. The transcript is spliced from 5 exons. Gene Ontology annotation, biological process: regulation of transcription by RNA polymerase II. The record is from RefSeq and is a predicted model, not a curated record. Gene Ontology annotation, molecular function: DNA binding, bending. NCBI's taxonomy places the organism in Eukaryota, Metazoa, Chordata, Actinopteri, Clupeiformes, Engraulidae. Gene Ontology annotation, cellular component: nucleus.
GAAAUCUCAAGAAACGUAUUGCAAAUGAUGAAAAAAAUAACACUAUUAUUUUAGGAGAUGCAUGUUAUGCAUAUGCACAAAUAUACGGACGGGAUGUCAAAUAACGUGAUUAUCGUGUUAAAAAAAUACCUCAGGAUCUGCGCUUUACUGUAAUGGCUGACUACUUGCAUAGGAAACAAGGCUUAGCCCGUUACAAAGACUGGCUGACAAGCGCAGUUCGGUUCAACUUUUUCAAGCCGUGUUUUCUACCAUAACCGGCAAGAAAUUUAGCAAACUAACGCUGGAAAAUGCAUGUUCCAUCUUUCGUUGUUGCAAUCCAUGUGUCUAGAUAUUUUUUUGCGUUCGAUGAAGGCCCGAAAAACCCUGCUGAAAAGAUGUGGGUACCGCGGUCGCUCUGCCCUCUAUUGCGUGCAGUGUAAUGGCUGUGCAUUGACACAAAGAGAAGGAGCCAUAUUCCCUGUGUUGGUAGACGAAGACAAGCGGCCAUUCCAAGCUCAUAGCAAACUAACUCAAUACAGCCCCGUACAUAGACACAGUACAGGCUCAGUGUAUUACUAUACACCGGGGCGAGUGCAUAGGGAUUUCCGAAGACGAAAAUGGUCAAGUAGACGGAGUUUCUGCACGUAUUUGUCGAUAUAAAAAGCGAACAGGAAGACGGGUGGAGACAUUUGAGGGGGACUUUCUUUCAUGAAGAAGGCUUUCUCACAAAAUGGAAGAAGAAAUAUUGCUGUCGUUGUUGACCUCCUUUUCCUUAGAAAGCCCAUGUUAACGACUGAAGAAGAAAAAUGGGUAAAGAUCCUACAAAGCCGAGAGGCAAGAUGUCCUCUUAUGCCUACUUUGUCCAAACGUGCCGAGAGGAACACAAGAAGAAGCAUCCUGAGGCAUCUGUCAAUUUUGCAGAAUUCUCCAAGAAGUGCUCUGAGCGAUGGAAGACUAUGUCAGCCAAAGAGAAGGGUAAGUUUGAGGACAUGGCCAAACAAGACAAGGUGCGCUAUGAGAGGGAGAUGAAGAACUACAUCCCACCCAGAGGAGAGAAGAAGAGGAGGUUCAAAGACCCCAAUGCCCCCAAAAGGCCCCCGUCGGCGUUCUUUAUUUUCUGCUCCGAUUAUCGGCCCAAAGUCAAAGCCGAAACCCCUGGUCUGUCCAUUGGAGACGUGGCCAAGAGGUUGGGUGAAAUGUGGAACAAGCAGUCGUCUGAGGACAAGCAACCAUAUGAGAAGAAGGCAGCCAAGCUGAAGGAGAAGUAUGAGAAGGAUAUUGCUGCGUAUCGGCAAGGUAAGUGCAAGAUCGGCAUGGGGGUGCCCAAGGCUCCGGUGAAUGUGGAGAAGAAGGAAGACGAAGAGGAGGACGAAGAAGAGGAGGACGAGGAGGAAGAUGACGAUGAUGACGAGGAGGAGGACGAGUAAAGCGGUUACAUAUAGAGUUCAUAUAGAGUUCAGUCUUUGUUUAUACAGCAGUUAACCCCCCUGUACACAUUUCACUUAUGACAAGAAGGUAAACAAACACACACAAAAAAUCGACAAAAAAAAAUAAGGCUGUGUAUAUGGUAUGUUUUUAAGCUGUACAGUUUCUUUUUUUUCCUUUUUUGUAUAGUUAACACUACGGAAAGUGUCAUCUGUGUUUGUAUUUUUCCUCCUGUCUUUUCUUUCUUUCUUUCUUUCUUUCUUUUCUUUUUUAGUGGUACUUCGCAGGCCACUAUUCGUACGUGGUACAGUUCAUGGGGAUUGUAAAAUUGGCUUACUGGAGGAUCCCAGUGGUGCACAGCACACAACCUAGUUUCGUGUGGAGUAGCCGAUUAAUUUACCCAAAUGUUUUUAUGUUUUAUUUUUUAUAUAUAUAUAUUAUUACAAAUUAUCUAUUAUCAUUUAAAAUGCUGUAUCAUAAAAAGUUCUUUUACUGUACUUUGAAUACCACUGUAAUUGCAACAGUAAAAAAAAAUGCAACUGUGGUUGACAUUGACAUGCUUUGACGUCAAUAAACUUUUUUUGUUUUGUUUUUUUCAAUAAGGAAAUAAUGUCAGUAUUGACAGAUUAUUCCAUUGACACAGAUGUAUCCUUCACCUGUGAGUAGUGGUUAGUGGUUAAACUCUGUCACUGUCCAGCAGCCUUCGCAGUUUGAGUCGUACGAGCUAAAGUAAUACUAACAUAGAAAGUACAGGUAUAAUAGCAGUUGCAAAAUUUGUUUUGAAAGCCUAAAUGUACCUAACAUAUGUUAAGAGAAAAUCUCUGUUCGUUUUUUAAGUGGUGGCAUUGUUUUGCUUGCUAAAUAACUCAAGAAAACAAGUGUGCAGGUCUGACCCUGAUGUCAGGGAAAUGAGGAACGCAAAAUUGAGAGCAAUAUGAUUUGGGAAUUAAACUGACAGUAUGGUGUUAAUUUGAUACAAGUUAGGCGUAUAAUGCCUGAUUUUUAUCAGAUGUCGAUCAGAUGUCUUUUUUAGACUAAUGUAUGAUGAUGAUAUGAUGGUAACAAACACUAGUGGUGGAUAUUCCAUCACUGGAAUACCUUGAAGCCCUAUGUAGAGGACCUUAACAUUGGGCCUUCAAGCUCAGUAUUAUGAACUGCAUGUUACACGAGCCACCUGCUGGUCACUCGGCCACACUACAGUUUUCGUUUGAAAAAAAAAAAGAUAAAAAAAAAGCUUAGCGUGCCACCUACUGGUCAAGUGUAAUAUGGUACCACUACCUUGUAGCAAUGUAUGUCCUCCACAGAGCUGAAAAGAAAUAAAUCUGUAAAUUCACCCAGA